ACCGCUGACUAACGUGGGACAGAGCGGUAAACCAGUACACAUUUGGUAGUGAUAGCGCAAGCCUCGCCUCUCUCUCUCUCUCACUCGAUCGACUUAACUGCUAAUUUAAGAGUUAAAUUGUGGGAUGAGAAGAAUUUCUGCCCCUGCUUGGAAAUACCAUUAACUGAGGACAGCAUAGCCUCAUAUCGCUGUCAAUGACAGCAUAGCCUCACAUCGCUGUCAAUGACAGCAUAGCCUCGCAUCGCUGUUACUGAGGACAGCAUAGCCUCAUAUCGCUGUCAAUGACAGCAUAGCCUCGCAUCGCUGUCAAUGACAGCAUAGCCUGGCAUCGCUGUUACUGAGGACAGCAUAGCCUCAUAUCGCUGUCAAUGACAGCAUAGCCUCGCAUCGCUGUCAAUGACAGCAUAGCCUCGCAUCGCUGCCACUGAGGCCAACAUAACACCACAGCGACCACGAGAGGUCAAGACUUUCUGACUCAACUGCGGACCGCAGCAUCUGUCAGCAUUCAGUAAGCAGCAGCAUAUGUGAACGAGGUGCAGCCAGUCAUAUAUAUAACACCCACGUCGGCGUACACAAGAGAACUGGCGAGGAACCACAAGUGGAAUAGUAAAGACGAACAUUUUAGCAAUUAAAAUAAAAACAUUUGAAAUAUGAUUCAACAGGCAAAAAAAAUCUGUUGCGAAAAGCAUACAAAACAAUCCUGGACAAGGUGAAAAAUAAAGAAAAGGUAGGAAAGUAAGUAGGGGAAAAUCUCAGAGGAAGAACACAGUGAAGAAGGAAGGACAGAGCAGGAAAGGGAGAAGGAAAACAACAUAUUGGUUCUGCAUGUCAGUUCAGCCAUUCAACAUGGCCGCCAGCUACGACCCAGUCAAGCGCCUUGAUCGUCCCGUCACUCUGGAAACCAACACAAUGCAGGUGGCGGAGGAGUUCUGGAGUCGGCAGGACCCUGAUAGGACCCGCAGGAUCCCGCUAGCAAUGGUCAGGGACCGGAUCCUACUGACGAAGGAGGCGGACGGCAUCCCCAAUGCCCUGGUGGUACAACUCCUUCGCCAGGCAGACAACAACAGCGAUGGCUACCUCGACUACGAGGAGUACAUGCGCUUUGCCGAAGCCUCAGCAGAGCACUCGAGGUCCCGAGAGGUGUUCAACAAGGCGGCCUUGAGUGUGGUGCCCCGGGGAGAGCGUACCGCCGACAGGAGGAACUACCUGCAGGAGUACAAGUGCUGCCCUCCGGCACUCUUCAUGGUCACCGCCACCUUGGUUGAGAUUGUGGUGUUCAUUUACUACGCUGUGGAUAUGAACAAGCCGAUAGGGCCGUCUGGACCUGCGCCCCUGUACUCCCCACUCAUAUACAACCCGUACAGACGCUAUGAAGCCUGGCGCUAUCUCACCUACGCUCUCAUUCACUCUGGGUAUGUCCACCUGGUGUUGAACCUGGUGAUGCAGAUGGUGCUGGGGCUGCUGCUGGAGCUGGUCCACGGAUGGUGGCGUGUGGGAGUGAUCUACCUGUCUGGGGUGCUGGCGGGCUCCCUGGCGCAGUCCAUCACCCAGCCCACUGUGUACCUGGCGGGGGCCUCCGGGGGCGUCUAUGCUAUAACCUAUGCUCAUGUAGGCAACCUCCUGUUGAACUGGUCAGAGAUGGAGUUCCGAUGGCUGCAGUUGAUAGUGUGUCUGCUGGUAACGGUGUUGGACGUCAGCUACGCCCUCUGGGACUCCUACGGCAGCCCCACGCCCUCCAACACAGGUCACAUGGCUCACCUGGCAGGCGCUAUCGCCGGGGUUCUGAUGGGCAUCAACAUCCUGAUGAACCUGAAGAAGAGGCGGUGGGAGCGUAUCUGCUGGUGGGUCGCACUCUUCCUGUACGUGGCUCUGGUGAUCACGGCCGUUAUUCUCAACGCUGCGCUCCCAGUACCCGACUACUUUCCCGACAACGACUACACCGACCUGGUAGUUGUAAGAGAGAACUACCUCAACAGCCUCCUCUAGUCUUCAAAGAGAGCCUGGCAUUCACCCAAGUCUUGUCCAGCUGAAGCCUUCUGGAACUUGAAUUACACAAAAGUAGCUAUGUAAACAGCCUAGCUUCUUGCUACAGAAUUGACUUUUUUUCCCUAGUACACAGUAUAUAAAUGUGUACUUGGAUACUGUCAAUAGACGCUAGACUAUUUUUUUCUAACAUUGUUUAGGAUUAUAAAUGUUGUCUGUGGCAUUUUUUUUAUGCACCAAGGCAUUAAAAACUGAUGGAGAAUUUGUGUAUAAGUCGACUUAUGGGCACAAGAAUAUCUGUGAUGAUCUAUUUCGUAUUCUCAAGUAUUUUGAUAAUAUAUGUUUUUUGUAAAAUGGAUGAGCUUUUGAUGUUAAAUUUAAAUUACCAAGCAUGCCUUAUUACUCUAAUGUUUAACAUUAAAUCUAUCCAUAUGAAGAUUUUUUAUAGCUUGAAAGAUAUUGUUCAUGUGUGUGAUAAAAUGGAAUCGAGAACUCUGUAUAAAUGUAUGUAAUUUGAACUUACUGGAAUCUGAAGGUUUAAUAGAAGAGAUAUUAUUUAUAUAUUUUUUAAUGUAGUUGUGAACAAAUAGAUGUUAGAAUGUAAGUUUAUAUUUCUGUGUUAUGUAAUGUUUCUGUGAUAUCUGACGCAAAUGCGUUUAUAAACUAGUUACCAGCAGCUAUAAACUAGUUACCAGCAGCUAUAAACUAGUUACCAGCAGCUAUAAAAUAGUUACCAGCAGCUAUAAACUAGUUACCACAGUUUAUAGCUGCUGGUAUAGCUGAUCACAGUUGAUUACUACAAAGUUCAAUUCGAAUAGUUGUAAGUUCCUGUCCGAAACGCUAUAUGCGUGUUAGUGGCUUUGCAAGAAUGUAAGAACACCAAUGUUAUGUACUCUCAUAAACCUAUUGUACCUUCUUGUACACAAAUAAAUAGAUAAGCUAGGAUGGAAGGUAAAUGAUCGGUUCAGUGUCGAAUACUCGAAGGCUGAAACGUGCCAUCUAGAUUUUCCCAUCGAGGUUGUCACUUUCAAUUGUGUGUUUUUAAAAACGGUGAAGUAUUAACCGGAGAAAACUCCUGUUGGUAUACGACUUCUAAUACAGCAUUAGAAAGGGCUAUGAAGACAAGGUCGAGGUGGAUAUGAGUAUGGGGGGAAAUGAAAACGGUGCCCAAACACUUGGACCAUCUGGGAUUGAACGCCAGCCAAGCAAUAUACAAAAGUUCUUGUGGAACACCUCGAGCCAUUACCAUAAAAUCCACAUAAUUGUACUUCACAUGAACAUAGAACAUUGUAAAGAAAUGUGGGUAGUGUGUUUUAGAACACUGAACUGUGUCUUAUACAGUGAGCUUUUGAUAUACAUAUAUUACUCCAUAAUUAACAUCUAAUCUUUAAUUUCAUAGUUGUCUUUGGUGGUCGAGUUUGGACCUGGGUUUAGGUAAGAUUGAUUUCAAUCUCCAUCUAUUGCACUAGCUGGUGAGUAGCCAUACUUUGGGAAGUCUCUUUUUGGUAAAAUUCAUGACUGUGCUACUUCCUACCAUCUGCUGUCAUCUCCAUACAAUCUGGUAUCUACACCUAAGUCCUACCCAUGCUGCCUGGACCUGUAGCAAGUAUUCCCACCACCACCCUUCAUCCUCCCACCCAAGGAACAUCUUAUAUACAUUGCUAUUAUAAUAAGAUUUGACCAAUGAUCGUAAUAAAGCAUAAACAUUG
Molecule: messenger RNA, 3692 nt
Organism: Procambarus clarkii (red swamp crayfish)
Lineage: Eukaryota; Metazoa; Arthropoda; Malacostraca; Decapoda; Cambaridae
Product: rhomboid-related protein 2
Cellular component (GO): membrane
Molecular function (GO): calcium ion binding; serine-type endopeptidase activity
Source: RefSeq, a predicted model, not a curated record